GUCCUGCCAAACGGGGAAACUCCCAAUCUCAUCCACGAGCACGGCGCAGGAGUCAGUCCCAUGGCGCGCGCACCUGGGCUCCAUAAGAAGCGUGCUGGAGCUCUCCACUACGAGGUAACGACACGAGCUGCUCCUGAAUACGGAGGCAGGCAGCCGAAUUGCAACUGGGAACGACCAGGAAAUAAAGAUCCUGCUCGAUUACUGGCAUCCCAUUGUUCUUGGACGUACGUUCCACAAUCAUGUUGUACCAACGAUGGGGGAACAAUUAAACGCCUGGGGAAACGCACCUGA
Molecule: messenger RNA, 291 nt
Organism: Rasamsonia emersonii CBS 393.64
Lineage: Eukaryota; Fungi; Ascomycota; Eurotiomycetes; Eurotiales; Trichocomaceae
Exons: 1
Source: RefSeq, a predicted model, not a curated record